AGCUGCGCGGCCGAGGGGCUGGAGGCGCGCCGGGCUGCUGGAGGCGCGGGGGUCGGGUCACCUUCGGCGCCGCUCCAGGCCGGUCCCCGCGUCGCUGCCGGGCGCAAGAGCCGCGCCUCGCCGCCCAGGGGCAAGAUGGCUGUUCGGAACGUGCUGCUGACCGGCUGCUCCUCGGGCAUCGGGCUGGCUCUGGCUGUGCGCCUGGCCAGAGAUGAGCUGAAGCGGUUCCGAGUUUUUGCCACUAUGAGGAAUCUAGAGAAGAGGAAAGCCCUGGAGAAGGAAGCCGGGCCUGUCUUGGACAACACUCUGGAAAUCAAAGAGCUGGAUGUGAGCAGCGAGGAGUCGAUCCGGCGCUGUGUGGAUAGCAUCCCCCAGCGCAAGGUGGAUGUGCUCGUAAACAAUGCCGGAUUGGGCAUGAUCGGCCCGGUGGAAAGUCAGAACAUGGCUUCUGUGCAGCGCCUCUUUGACACCAAUUUCUUUGGAGUGGUGCGCCUGAUCCGGGAAGUCUUCCCUGACAUGAAACGGCGGAAAGAGGGCCACAUCGUGGUGACGAGCAGUGUCUUGGGGCUACAAGGUCUCUUCUUCAACGACUUCUACUGUGCCUCCAAAUUUGCUGUGGAAGGCUUCUGCGAGAGCCUGGCCCUACAGGCCCUGAAGUUUGGUAUCAACAUCAGUUUAAUUGAACCUGGACCUGUCACAACAGAGUUUGAGCAGAAGCUCUAUAAAGAGGCAGCCAACAUAGAUCUCUCUGCAGUGGAUAAAGAGACACUGGAUUUGUUCCAAGGCCUCUACUUGACCUACUCCAAGGAUGUCUUCACUGCACUGGGGCAAUCUCCAGAAGAGGUGGCGGAGCACAUUAUGAAAGUCAUCACCUCUGAGAAGCCUCCGUUUCGAUACCAGACCAACAGCCUCUACACCCCCAUCACCACCCUCAAGCAUGCAGACCCCAGUGGGGUCCUGCCCCUCAACGCCUUCCACCAGAUGAUCUUCCAGCACGACCGUCUCUUCAAAGCCAGCCUCAGUCUUCUCAAAAUGCUUCAGUGGAGGAAGAGGCGGGACCUGGACCAUACGAAGUCCCCUUGAGAAGAUGCUGCCCUGUCCGGCUUUAGAGCUUUGUAUGCCCUGCUUAGGACACUUUCCACUUUAAGGCUUCCUAGAGAAUUUCGCAUUGAGGAGUUUAGUGCCCCCUCCCCUGCAAGGUUGGUCACACAUCCCAGAUGCAGGAGACCCCCCCCCCAACAACGACAACGACGCCCCCCCCCCAGCAAGGUGAUCUCAUCAGGCACUUGAUUUCGAACACCUUUAAAAGUGGUGGGCAAGUAUGAUCCAUGGGGCACCAUUCCCUGGGGAGAUAGGGCUGUUCUCGGCAGAUGGGGCCCCAUAGAUUUGGAUUUUCUGCCUCUGGUGCUUGAACGAUUGGGACUUGUAAUGGAAUGUUUUAUCCGUACCUACUUAAAGCUUCUGAGCUGUCCGGUCAGUAACAUUUAUUUCACCAAAACUGGACAGCAUCAGAGCUUCUAAUAAGGUCUGAAAAGGAAGAUAUCCUUUUGAGCACCUGCACCUUUUGAGUACAGAUUAUCUGUUAAUGGGUUAUUCUUGUUUAACUCUGUCCCAUCAAGUUACACGGAAACUACUUUUAGAGUUUAGGUGUUUAUUCUUUAUUGAAAUUAAGCAAGAUACUAAAAUACAAAUGCAUAUUAUACUAAAUCCAUAUUAACAUAUACAAAUAAUAUAAUAAAAAUGAAUGCAUACAAUAUAUACAAUAAAAAUUUACACUGCAAUCCUAAAGAGAGUUACUCCACUCUAAGACCGUUGAAAUGGGCUUAGACUGGAAUAACUCUGUUUAGGAUUGUACUGCUAAUCUCUUAACAUUUCUCAGUCAUAACUAAAUAUAAAUGAUUUAAAAUCAGGGUAUAUUUAAUCUACCAUGAUAUGCAUUAGAAUUUCAUAAACACAGACGCAUUUCUCACAUAAAAUCUUCUGUGUGAAAUUUCCUUUGUCAAAAUCCUAGUCUCUUGGUGAUAUUUUUUUUAUAUUGAAUGUAUAGAGACCUCUCUAAGAUCUAAGAUGUCUGGGCUAAAUUUAAAACCCGAUAGAUAUCAAAACCUUAAAGACAAAUGCAGGAAGAUAACACAUAUAUAAUCACACCUAAACAAACCCAUAAAUCUUUAAACAGUAGCAUAUUAAACCUGUACAAGAUAAAAACUAUAAAAUCUCUGGCCAAUGUAUUUCAAAGGCGGAUAAAGUGAAGCUUUUAAAAGUUUCGAUGGAAAGUUAGCCAAGAGGGUGCUGGAAGGGACAGAGCAAAUUUGAUGGAGCAUUCUUCUUCAACAGGGUGCUCCUGGAGGACCUCUGAUUCUGGGCAAGUCCAUAUAGAAGAAGAUGGUCUUCAGGCAUUUGGGGCCCAAGCCAUUUGAAACUUUAAAAGUCGUGUUGUGAAUUGUCCCAGAAACAAACUGGUAAAGCACUGGACUUCGGUGCAGCAGGUUCCAGUAAGCAUUCCAGCUACUACCUUAUGGCCCCAGUUGACCCUUCCAAGCCACCUUUGUAAACGGACCCAGCUACAGCAGUCCAGUUUGGAUAUUCCCAGGACAUAUGCAUUAGUGGAGAGGUAUCUGCUUUACCUGGGUACAGCUAGUGAGCUGGUUGGGAGCUGAUGCCUGUCCCUUGUUUUAUGGAGGGAAGAGGACUUGAAGGUUGUUCAACUCCGCCUGUUGCUGCUGUUUCAUUGCUUGCAUUGCCUUAUAUGGAAUCAGGCCCUUGGUCCAUCAAGGCCAGUAUUGUCUGCUCAGACCGGCAGCUGCUCUCCAGGGCCUCAGGCAGAGGUCUUUCACAUCACCUGCUGCCUGGUCCUUUUUAACUGGAGAUGCCGGGGAUUGAACCUGGGACCUUCUGCAUGCAAAGCCAGUGCUCUGCCACUGAGCCACGGCCUCUCCCUUGCUAGUGGGAGAGGGAGCUCAGGAGCAGAGUCAUGAAUCACCCAGGUGGUCUUGAUUCCUGCGGCCAACCAGGAGCCCCAGCAGUCUGCCUGACAUGUUGGGGGGAAAUUCCAGAGCUGUCAAAAAACACUUUGAAGCCAUCUCCAUUUCUGGAGGGUAAAUCUUUUAAAAUUAAUCUUCUGAGAGCUAAACUGCACAAGACAAAUUAUACUCAAGUGAAGGAAGAUGCAAUUUUAGCUGGGAAGCGUAGUUUAAAUUCCACCUCUCUCUGCAGAGAUUGCUCCUCAGAGGGUUUGUUAAUUUCCUCUUCUGCUCAAAGGGGAGGAGAAAUUGACUGAGCCUUGAGGAAAUGAACAAACCCUCUGAGGAGCAAUCUUUGCUGGCUCUGUAGAAAGAGGUGAAGUUUAAAUUACACUUCCCAGCUAACAUUGCGUCUCUCUUCACUUGAUCAUCUUCGUGUAAUUCAUCUCGUGUAGUUUAACUCUGAGUCCCUCCUAAAUAAACUAUGCUAAACGUUCCAUACCCACGUUACAACUUUUCAAGCCCAUACAGAAAAUCCGGUUGGGCCUCCAUUGGACCUGCUGUAACAAGUAUGGGGGCGGCACAAGGUUUUUAAAAGGCCCCUCCCAUUCCUUGAAGGUGCCCUGGGGAAUGACUGACUGUAGCCAUUUGCGAUCUGAAGUGGUGUGGAAUUCGACCACCUCAUUCUCUGCUGUCCAGAGCUGAGUUCCUUCAUCAGCCAUUUUGCUGGACUGAGAGGAACUAAUUUUAGGAGAUGGAGUGGAAGGGAAAGGAAAGAAGGAAAUGGCAAGAAAAGAAGCUGCUGGUUUGGUUUUGUGAAAGCAGUCGCUAAGGACUAAGGCAAGGGGGGAAAUGGGAAGGGGGCUUGUCCCUUAGUACAGACGCUUGAGAGUUAGUGUGAUGUAAGACUUGAAGGGGAGAGAGGCACCACUCCCGUGUGAAGGCCACUGAGAGACUUUCCGUGCAAUCCUAAACAGAGUUAUUGCACUCUAAGCCAGUUGAAAUCAAUGGGCUUAGACUGGAGUAACUCUACUCAGGAUUGUUCGAUUUGAGUCGGUGACUGCCUCUCAGCCUUAACCUACCUCACAGUACUGGUGUGAGGAGACAAUGGAGAAAACCUGACUUCCUUAGAGUUAGGGAUGAAUAUAUAAUAAAGUGUCUUGUGUUGAUGAUCAAC
Molecule: messenger RNA, 4137 nt
Organism: Eublepharis macularius
Lineage: Eukaryota; Metazoa; Chordata; Lepidosauria; Squamata; Eublepharidae
Product: retinol dehydrogenase 8-like
Exons: 7
Coding region: 136-1083 (315 amino acids)
Biological process (GO): estrogen biosynthetic process
Cellular component (GO): cytoplasm
Molecular function (GO): estradiol 17-beta-dehydrogenase [NAD(P)+] activity
Source: RefSeq, a predicted model, not a curated record